UCCACUCGGGAAGUGCAAAAGGGAACCCAUCCACACCCAUGCCAACGGCCGCAUCGCGGCCAUGCGCACAUGUUUGACUUUGAGGAGCUGUCCGAGUGCGAGGACACUGCGUCCAGCGAGACCCGAGCUCCCAGUGGCCCUGACCCGGCCGAACUCCGCGCUCGAUGCGAAGGCCGUGGUCUUUGCAUUACUUGGGGCCACCAGGCUUCUGCAACCAGUUUGGGGUUUCAACUUGGAACUGAGGCAAUGCUGCGAGAGGUGGAGGACUGGGACAAGUACGGCAUCUGCGCCUUGAAAGAGGAGUGCCUGAAGCGGCGCAUCCCGGUGGAUCCCAUCGUGGAACGACCUGACGUGCUGUCCCGCCUCUAUGAUGUGGUGGUAUGGCAGCAGAUGUCGCUGAAGCAGUUGCAGUCGGAGUGCUGGCGACGGAGGAUUCCCUUCGUCUCCUCGAGACGUGUCAGCCAGCUCCUCCUCCUCGAGACCGAGAACCCGCAUGCGGAUGCGGAGAAGGACUUGGUCACCCGGCUUAUGCAGGACGUGUUCCCGGGAAAGUCGGGGCCUCUUCCGGUCGGAGGGAUUUCUGGAGUAUGGACGCCGGGGGCUGGCAGCUACGCAGGCGGCACGCGCGUUCCAGCCUGGACAGGUGCGGUUGCGCCUGGGUUCGAGCGCCGACACCGAAGUCCGCCCAAGACGGCGCCUGCUGGUCCGCCGCCCAAAGCAAAGGCGACAGUGCCGCCGAAGCAAGACGAUAGGCCAAAGACCGAAGCGCCGUCCAGGGAGAAAGCCAAGUUCAAGUUUGAGCCGGGCCAGGCCCGCGCCUUUGUCGAUCCUUGCGAGGAAGUGCCCAAGGAAUACUACCAGACGCUUGGCCUGCAGCCCGGCGCAUCUAAUCAAGAGGUUCGGCGGGCCUACCGCCAGCUGGCCCUGAAAUGCCACCCUGACAAGAGCAAGGAGCUGGAAGGCACGCGCUUCAAGGAGCUCACCGCGGCCUACAAGGCCUUGUGCGACCUCCACGACUGCUGACGAGUGUUCCUGCGGUCAAGACGGCCCA
Molecule: messenger RNA, 1051 nt
Organism: Effrenium voratum
Lineage: Eukaryota; Dinophyceae; Suessiales; Symbiodiniaceae
Source: the annotation of a GenBank genome assembly